Molecule: messenger RNA, 1625 nt
Organism: Magnolia sinica
Lineage: Eukaryota; Viridiplantae; Streptophyta; Magnoliopsida; Magnoliales; Magnoliaceae
Product: phloretin 4'-O-glucosyltransferase-like
Exons: 1
Coding region: 77-1477 (466 amino acids)
Molecular function (GO): UDP-glycosyltransferase activity
Source: RefSeq, a predicted model, not a curated record
UAGACGGACCCAAAACCCCCGUGCCUAUAAGACACAAACCCCCCCUAUCUCCACAAAACAAACCCACACCACCAAAAUGGCCGAGGCUCACUUCCUACUUGUAACCUACCCAGCCCAAGGCCACAUCAACCCCGCCCUCCAUUUCGCCAAGCGCCUCGUCCGUGCAGGCGCCCGCGUCACCUUCGCCACCAGCGUCUCCGCCCACAGGCGAAUCGUAAAAUCCACCCCUCUCGACGGGCUAACCUACGCCUCCUUCUCGGACGGCUAUGACAACGGCUUCAAGCCCACCGACGACCCCUGUGUCUACAUGGAACAGUUUAAGGAGGUCGGCUCGCGGUUCGUCUCCGAUCUCAUGCGCACCCUCGCUGACGAUAGCCGCCCCGUCACGUGCGUGGUCUACACCAUCCUCCUCCCAUGGGCUGCUGACGUGGCUCGUAUCAUGGGCAUCCCGUCCGUACUCCUCUGGAUACAGCCUGCAGCGCUCCUGGCCAUUUACUACCACUACUUCCAUGGCUACGGCGAUCUCAUAAAGAGCAUAAACACUGACCCUUCUCUUUUGAUAGAAUUACCGGGUUUGCCACUCCUCACCAUGAAAGAGCUACCUUCCUUUCUCCUCCCUCCCUACAACUACCCUUUCAUCCUUGCUACACUCGAAGAACUCUACCGAGUCUUGGAGAAGGAAUCCAAACCCAGAGUGCUUGUGAACACGUUCGACGCAUUGGAAGGCGAUGUGAUGAGAUCCGUUGAUGAGCUGGAGAUGAUUGGGGUUGGGCCAUUGAUCCCAUCAGCUUUCUUGGAUCCGAAGGAGAUGUCGGAUACUUCCUUCGGCGGUGACCUGUUCGAGAAAUCAACGAACUAUGUCGAAUGGUUGGAUUCGAAACCGCCUUCUUCAGUAGUCUACGUCUCUUUCGGUAGCAUUUCAGUGCUAUUAGAGCAUCAGAUGGCUGAGAUUUUGAAUGGGUUGUUGGGAAGCAACCGUCCCUUCUUGUGGGUCAUCAGGGCAGGUGAGAAUGGGACCAAAACCGAUACUGAUACGGAGUUCUGGAAGAAGGUGAGAGCUGCAGAGGAAGAAAGGAAACUAGGGUUGGUAGUGCCAUGGUGUUCGCAGGUGGAGGUUCUGUCCCACCCUUCAGUCGGGUGCUUCUUGUCGCAUUGUGGAUGGAAUUCGACGUCGGAGAGCUUGGCUCUAGGCAUUCCGAUGGUGGGUUUUCCGCAAUGGACGGACCAACCGACGAAUAUGAAGAUGGUGGAGAGUGUUUGGAAGAUGGGAGUGUGUGCCAGGGUUAAUGGAGAUGGGAUUUUGGAAGGUGGUGAGCUGAAGAGGUGUUUGGAUAUGGUGAUGGGAGGAGAGGAAGGAGAAGAGACGAGGAAGAAUGCUGAGAGAUGGAGGGAUUUGGCGAGGGAGGCUGCUGCUGAAGGUGGCUCUUCAUACAAGAAUAUUCAAGCAUUUGUGGAUGAAACUUCAGGUCUUAUAUGAUAAGGUUUGUGAGGUAAAUGCUCGUAAGAUUAUUCUCUGUUCUACAUCGCAGUGUAUUUAUGUGGAUGAUGUUCAACUUUUGUGGGAAAAGCCGUUGAAAAUCACGUUUAUUACAUAAAAAUUGUAAGCCCCAGUCCCGUUUUGUUUU